This is a messenger RNA of Lucilia sericata (common green bottle fly), 2150 nucleotides long. It is a transcript of the gene CD98hc, whose product is annotated as maltase 2. The record is from RefSeq and is a predicted model, not a curated record. NCBI's taxonomy places the organism in Eukaryota, Metazoa, Arthropoda, Insecta, Diptera, Calliphoridae. The coding region runs from base 81 to 1970 and encodes 629 amino acids. Gene Ontology annotation, biological process: amino acid transport; carbohydrate metabolic process. The transcript has 7 exons.
CCAAGUCACAACGAAUCUACUCAUCUGGUAACUCAAGAAUUUCAUCCCCCAAAAAUACGAAUAUAAAAUAGAAAGAAAAAAUGAAAAAUUUGCUAAAAAGAAACAGUCGAAAAGUGAAUGUGAGCAACUGUGGAACGUUAGAUUGUUCCGAAAGGCAGACUGACAAAGAAGUGGAAAUUUAUAAACCCAUUUCAGAAGAUACAGAAAAACUUAAAGAUCAGAAUAAAUUUGCAAGUAUCAAUAAAGUAGAAAAGUGUUCAACAUCGCCACUUGAUAACGUAGUUGUUUUGAAAGAGGAAACCCCUUCAGGCGAUAACAAAAUGGUGCAGGAAGAGAACAAUGUAAAUGAUGGUGCCGAUGAGCAAAUGUUGGGUGCCGAAGAUAACGAAAAAUUGGCUGACAAGCGUGAAGAAGUCAAAUUUAUUAAGGGAGAUCAACAAAAUGGAGAUGCUAAGAUCGAUAUUGGUGUUGUCAAUGGAAAGGAUAAACAAGAGGCUUUUACCGGCAUGACUAAAGAGGAGCUAAUGAAAUAUGCCAAUGAUCCCUUCUGGGUACGUUUGCGUUGGAUAUUCUUUAUAUCAUUCUGGUUGGUUUGGUUGGGAAUGUUGGUUGGUGCGAUCCUAAUUAUUGUUGAUGCACCAAAAUGCGCUGCACCUGAACCACUGCCCUGGUACAAGAGUGGCAUUUUAGCUAAAUUCCCCACUUUUGAGGUGAACAAUGAAAAUGUUGCGGUAGUUAGCCAAAUGAAAGCCAGCGGUGUAAUUUAUGAGUUACCAGCAGAAGAUACUUAUAAUAUACGGGAACCAGAAGUUGAGGAAAAAAUCAAGAACCUCGUUAAUCACUACAAGGAUAGCAAGGUUCAUGUUAUUCUUGAUAUUACAGCCAAUUACGUACCUAAGUCGUCUAGACUAUUGAAACAAGCAUUAGACGAUGAAACUAAGCGUUCGGCAUUUGUAUGGACUGAAAAGGUCGAAGUUCCUAAUAAUUGGUUGUCUUUGGUAAAUGGUUCGGCUUGGGCUGAAGUGAUGCCAGGCAAUUAUGUGCUUUCACAAUUCGGUGAUGGUCUUUACGACUUGCAUAUGAAUGACUCUAUCGUAAAACAUGAAUUGAGUGAUGUGCUUCAACAUGCUAUAGAAUUGGGUGUUGGGGGUAUACGUUUGAAGAAUACCAAAUUCUUUAUAUUAUCGAAGAACUUUAAAAAUGAAAUACCAGCUGUUACUACAAAUUAUGAUCUAACUCAAUAUGGAUUUUGGACUCACAGCCAAACCACAUUCCAGGAAGGUUUGGGAGAUGUUCUCUAUGAAUAUCGUGCCGUGGUUAAGAAUAGUUCGGCUGAUGCCUUCCUUUCGGUGGCUGAUGAUAUCAUACGUCCUCAAAAUUACAAGACCAGCGCAGGAGAGAUGGGUGUCGAUAUUCCAAUCUAUGGACAAUUUGUGAAGAAUUUAGCUGCCCCCAAAGGCAAGAAAUUGAGCAGCGAACUAGCGGGCAUUAUGCAAGACGUUAAUAACAAUUGGGUACAAUGGAAUGUUGCCGAUUUGGGUGAUGAAGCAACUGUCAGUCCAUUUUCCAUUUAUUUGUUCUUAUCUUUGUUGCCUGGCACACCUGUGCUUCCCGUGGGUGAUGAAGUAUACGGUAAUAUUACAAAUAAAGUGUACGACCAAUUCGAACAAUGGCGUUCGUCACCCUCUUACAUGCAUGGCGACUUUGAUAUGUUAUCGGUAGAUCCAUUGGUUGCUUACACCAGACAAAGGAUAAAGUCUGGAAAUCCUGGUUAUUUAGUUGUUUUUAAUCCCACUGAGCUUAAUCAACCUCUUAACUUGGGCAACGCAAGUUUACCAGAAACAAUGAAUGUGAAAUAUUUCAGCAAUGCAUCUAAUGCCACUAAAACUGGCCAGAUUUCAAUUUCUGAUUUCGAAGUUGCUCCAUUGUCAACAGCUGUUUUGUCAUAUGUCCCCGUUAAGUCGGAUUAAGAGCAGAGUGACAUUCAAUAACUUUAUCAUGUUAUAAAGAGUUAUACAAUAAAAGAAUUGCUUAAGAAGAACAUACUCAAAUUAAAUUAAAAAAAAUAUAUGAAUAUUUAAAAAAGUUAUACUACAUAUUAUCGUUUGCUUUAAAUAAAUUGUUCUUAAAAGUUCAUUGCAAAUAUUAAA